GCGCGGAGGCGGAAGUGAGGGCACGGCCUGCCUGGCCAGCCGUCUAGGAAGCCGCCGCCGGUCGCCCAGCGGGAGCGUUCGGAGCCCCGCCAGACCGUCGCGAUUCAGCCUCGGAUGCCGGCGCGAUGCCGCUGUUCACUGCCAACCCGUUCGAGCAAGACGUGGAAAAAGCCACGAAUGAAUACAACACUACAGAAGACUGGAGUCUGAUUAUGGACAUCUGUGAUAGGGUUGGAAGCACUCCCAAUGGAGCAAAAGAUUGCCUAAAAGCCAUAAUGAAACGGGUAAACCAUAAGGUCCCUCAUGUUGCUCUUCAGGCAUUAACUCUUCUUGGGGCUUGCGUGGCAAACUGUGGAAAGAUAUUUCAUUUAGAAGUGUGUUCCCGUGAUUUUGCAACGGAAGUACGGGCUCUGAUAAAAAAUAAGGCUCAUCCUAAAGUAUGUGAAAAGCUGAAAUCUCUAAUGGUGGAAUGGUCAGAGGAAUUCCAAAAGGACCCCCAAUGUAGUCUGAUAUCUGCAACUAUUAAAUCUAUGAAAGAAGAAGGAGUUACUUUUCCUUCAGCAGGUUCCCAGACUGUCUCGGCUGCUGCCAAAAACGGUACAUCAUUGAACAAAAACAAAGAAGAUGAAGACAUAGCGAAAGCUAUUGAGCUGUCCUUGCAAGAGCAGAAGCAGCAGUGCACAGAGACAAAGCCUCUGUGUCCACCUGCAGAGACACAGUUAAAUAACAAGUCUGCGCGGAGAGUCAGAGCAUUGUACGACUUCGAAGCCGUGGAGGACAACGAACUCACCUUUAAACACGGUGAAAUCAUUACUGUUUUGGAUGACAGUGAUGCCAACUGGUGGAAAGGAGAAAGUCACCGAGGAAUAGGACUCUUCCCCUCUAACUUCGUGACGACCAACUUAAACAUAGAGUCUGAGGCAGCAACGGUGGACAAGUUGAAUGUAAUUGAUGAUGAUGUGGAGGAAAUUAAGAAAUCAGAGCCUGAGCCUGUUUAUAUAGAUGAGGAUAAAAUGGAUAGAGCCCUGCAGGUUCUUCAGAGCAUAGAUCCGAAGGAUUCAAAACCCGACUCCCAAGAUCUCUUGGACCUAGAAGAUAUUUGCCAACAGAUGGGUCCCAUGAUAGAUGAAAAGCUUGAAGAGAUUGAUAGGCGGCAUUCAGAACUGUCUGAGUUGAAUGUAAAGGUCUUGGAAGCUCUGGACCUAUAUAACAAAUUGGUGAAUGAGGUACCUGUCUAUUCAGUCUAUGCAAAGCUUCAUCCAGCACAUUACUCAUCUACAUCCUCUGGGGUUCCAGUGCAGACAUAUCCAGUUCAGUCACAUGGUGGAAACUACCUGGGUCAUAGCAUUCACCAAGUACCUGUUGCCCAGAACUAUGGCUUAGGACCCGAUCCUAUGGGCUCGCUGAGAUCUCUGCCUCCAAAUAUGAACUCCUCAGUAACAACACACACUGUCCAAACUCCGUAUUUAAGCACUGGACAGGACACUGUUUCCAACCCUUCUUACAUGAACCAGAGCUCUCAGCUUCCGGCAGCUGCUGGUCCAGCUGCUUACACACAGCCUGUGGGGAUGUCCGCAGAUGUGUCCUCUUACCAGAGCACAGCCUCCGGUUUGCCACAGCUGCCUGGCUUUCCAGGGGCAGUUCCUGCACCUCCAGCCGCACUGCCGCCAACAAGUUACCACCAGCAGCCCCUCCUUUAGAGACAGACACACCAGGGCUGUUGGAAGUCUUCUAGGUGUGUCACUCGACCCAGGGGAUCCUGAUCUGAAAUGCUCACUUUCCCCUCUCAGUCAAAAAGAACCAUGAAUAAUAAAGCACAAACCCCUACCUUACCCUGAAGGCCAUAAAAGGGUUUUUUUUCAGUCCACUUCGCUCGAAGCUCAUCUUUUGAUCAGAGGCAGCUUGAAGAUGUUUCGGGUUAGUUUUGUUGAACUUUCUGGGCUCUCAGUGAGUAGCCUUAUGACACUACAAUGUAUAAGAUAGGAGUGUGAGACAUUUUCUUUAAGGAAACCAGUUUCCUCCAAGCCGUGAUUUGAGGAGCACUAAGGACCUUUAAACAUUUUUGUCUGCAUAUCCCCCUCCCACGACUUUCCCCCACCCUCUGAUUUUAAAAGACGAACGUCUUCUAGUGUAGGCCUUUAGCUGGCCAUGCAUUUCCUUUGGGCUCCUUGAGCACAGCUCUGUGUGCAGUCCUGUCGACAGUUUGCUCACAGUGCUGUCUAUGGUGAGUAAUUAGCAUAGGAUUGUCCACAGAGGCAAGAGCAUGUGGGAGGAGCACAGUGUUUUCUGUUAGUAACAGUGAAAGCCAUGUGUCCUGUGGCGGCGGCGGCGGUGGGCCCAGGAGUGCCCCCACACAAUGGUAGCCUUCCCUGAGGAAGGCAUUCUGUCCCUGGUGUUUAGCAUUGCCACUGCUGACCUUUUCAAGUGACUUGGAUGUCUCCUGAAGGUGCUGUCCUUUGGCAUUCCUUCCUGCCAAGUCCUGCACUUCCUCCUUAGGGAUUAUCAGUGAACUUGAGCCAGGAGACUUUCUUCAUAAUCUGAUGGGAUAGAAAGCAUCAUGGCUGUGAAGUGUGAGGUGGGCGUGUUACCUUCUUACAGAAGUGAUUGACAUUCCAUGGUAAGCUGUCAUCAUGCCAAGCUCUUGAAAGAAAUGUGCAUUACCUCAGCAGUAACUGUGAGCCUUUGCAGGAACGGCAGGCAGUGGUUUGGUAGAAAGGGACAGGAGAGCUCCAGACUGUCUUUCUGAAGUCCAGUUUGAAAUUGGUUAGUAGUGCAAGAUCCCACAUACUGUGGGAGCUGGUGACAACCUGAUAAAACUUUGCAAACUACCUAUUGUACCAACUUUUUACAUAACAACAAACUAGAAAACAUAGAUGCACAUGCUUCAGAUACGUGAUAUUUAGACUUCGAAAAUGUUCCAAGCUUAAUCUUUUUUAAAAGUUAAAUCUUGCAUGAAUGAACUUCUAUAUAUUUUUAAGCACUUAAUCUUUCUAUUAAAACUCCAUUGGAAGACAA
Molecule: messenger RNA, 3015 nt
Organism: Peromyscus leucopus (white-footed mouse)
Lineage: Eukaryota; Metazoa; Chordata; Mammalia; Rodentia; Cricetidae
Gene: Stam2
Product: signal transducing adaptor molecule 2
Exons: 14
Coding region: 126-1700 (524 amino acids)
Biological process (GO): signal transduction
Cellular component (GO): endocytic vesicle
Molecular function (GO): ubiquitin binding; phosphatidylinositol binding
Source: RefSeq, a predicted model, not a curated record